AUGAUGGAAGGUUCCAUCCCUUCGUCUAGUCUCUCUACUCCUACUCCUACUUCUUCUUCCUCGCCCGCCGCUCCCUCUCUAUUUCGUCCUCGCAGAUCGGAGGACUGGAACAAGUUCCGUCCCAUCAUCGAGCAACUUUAUCGCGAUGACCAGCUGAAACUCAAAGAUGUCAAGAGAAUCAUGGAGCGCAAUCACAGUUUCGUUGCAUCAGAAAAACAAUAUAAAGACCGCCUAGCGGCCUGGAACAUCCGAAAGAACAUCAAAGCCAAGGAAGUCAAUAUCAUGAUUCGCAAACAGCAGAAGAGAGCUGCGAGAGGCAAGCAAACUGUCUUUCGAGUGGCUGGCCAGAAAGUCGACACCAAACGCAUUGCUCGUUUCGUACGAAGAUACGGAACGAACUGGGACAACAACAAGCCCCGUCCUGUCGAACCUCAUCGAGACAGUCCCGACCCAUCAACUCCUUCGGAUAUGAGUUACUAUACUCCAGAGCCUGACGAACGAGCGACGACGCUGUCUCCUCAUCCAGACAACCAUGUGCAUCCCUUUGAUAAUUUAGAUUCUAUUCCCGAUUCCGAACUUGACGAAACCAAAUCCCUUCCGAUCACCCUUAGUCCGACCGCCUCAACAAACGAUACUCCCAGGCCCAUCGAAACGAUGUCUCCAAUAUCCGACGAUCCAUGGACAGCUCUUGCUAACUUCCAAACCAAGCUUCUGGAGCUCGGGGAAAGGCUCGAUAACUCAACGGCCGGGCUCUAUCCGGCUGAUGAACCCGGCCAACAGCAGCAGCAUUGA
Messenger RNA from Aspergillus puulaauensis, 792 nucleotides. Its product is annotated as Clr5 domain-containing protein. The record is from RefSeq and is a predicted model, not a curated record. Lineage: Eukaryota; Fungi; Ascomycota; Eurotiomycetes; Eurotiales; Aspergillaceae. The transcript has 4 exons. The coding region runs from base 1 to 792 and encodes 263 amino acids.